Clunio marinus is the source of this 285-nucleotide messenger RNA. The record is from the annotation of a GenBank genome assembly. Lineage: Eukaryota; Metazoa; Arthropoda; Insecta; Diptera; Chironomidae.
AUGUUGGAGUUUCUCAAAUACCUGGAAGAAGAUUAUUUUAUAGAAACACUGAGAGAACAUGAACGUUUAACUUAUGCUGAACUUCCAUUCGAUGUGACGAAUUUAGUUCAAGUUGCGUCAAAAGGUUUGAUCUGGAAUAAAAGGUUUUCACCUGAACAAAUGAUGAAUGAAAAAAAAAGAAUAAUUCAUCAAGCAGACAAGUUUUGUGAAAUGCCAGGAGAUAAUACAAAGAUGACGAACAACUCGCAAUGUUUCUACUGCAUCCGACAUGUACUCAAUAUUUAG